CAAAGCAACCUUAGAAGGGGCAGCCGUUCAAACGUCAUUUGGGAGAACCUCCAACGUCCAACCGGGUGUAUAUGCUGUGGGGUGGAAGAGAAAAGGGUGAGGGGGAGAUCCAGUUGGACGAUCUCGAACAAUAGCCACACCGGUCACCUGGACUUCGACCCUUCAAUGGCGACUGCCAACGGUGAAUUGGUUUGCCCGGAGUACCUUGGUGAAAAAACGGCACAGUUAUCGAUCUACAGGCGCGCAGAUGCGCCGUCUAUGACUCCAGAGUAUUGGCGAAACUUCUGUGAAUAUCGAUACGAUUACGAGUCGAGAGCACGGUGGGGCAGAUGGUAAUGUCUGAACCAUUGUCGCUCUUGUGGCUGAUCUU
Messenger RNA from Aspergillus glaucus CBS 516.65, 370 nucleotides. RefSeq lists its product as uncharacterized. Bases 166 to 336 code for a protein of 56 amino acids. The transcript has a single exon. NCBI's taxonomy places the organism in Eukaryota, Fungi, Ascomycota, Eurotiomycetes, Eurotiales, Aspergillaceae. The record is from RefSeq and is a predicted model, not a curated record.